Glossina fuscipes is the source of this 1410-nucleotide messenger RNA. RefSeq names its product female-specific protein transformer. Lineage: Eukaryota; Metazoa; Arthropoda; Insecta; Diptera; Glossinidae. The record is from RefSeq and is a predicted model, not a curated record. Bases 126 to 1265 code for a protein of 379 amino acids. The transcript is spliced from 5 exons.
UGAAAGUGAAGCAUUUUCUGUGGAUCGUGUGUAAAAAUUAUACACAAAAUAGUGAAAAGCUAUAUAUAUGGUAAUACAAAGAUAAAGAUUGCAGAAACGAUUAUUUUACACAACAACGUGCCCAUAUGGACUCAUCAGGAAAAAUUAUAGAUUUUACACAGCUUCGUAAAACUAAAAUAGAAAUUCGGCAAGAUGUUCCGAAAUCUUGCAUUACAAGAAGACCACAUGCAAUAAUGCGACGAGCAUCACUAAAUGACCGGAUUUAUAUUAAACGCAGAGAUGGAGAAGGUUCUAAACCUUUGUUUACUCGCCUUGAUAUUACUGCUAAUCCGGCCGGAGAUCGUAGAGACAGCGAAGAAAAUUCAGAGUGCGUUGGCGAAAAACAAAAGGAAUCAAAACGACAUAUAUCUAGAACAACAAGUGAAUCUACCUCACCUGAACGGUACCGCGAACCACCAGGAAAGUCGAUUCUUGGUCGAGGAUCAGACGGUUACAAAACAAGGUUUAGAAAGUCUGAAUCUCUUGAUAACCUUCCGACUUGUUCACGCUAUGUUAAAGAGUCACGCGAAAGAAAAAAAUCAUUUUAUUCCCAUAAUGAAAUUCGCGGGAGAGACCUCUCAAAAAACAAAAGUAAAUCAAAGUCGCCUCCAGAACUUCAUAAAAAGACUUCAAAGGUACCAUAUUUUCGUGAUGAAGUUCGUGAACGUGAUCGUUUGAGACGUCUUUAUGGGAAGGAAGAACGCAAGUCGCAUUCUAAAUCUCCUCGAUAUAAAAGAAAAUAUCGAUCUCCAAGACGUUAUCAUCGUUCAUCUAGUUCUAGAAGAUCUAGAAGCAAAGAACGUAAAUACCGACAUUUCCGUGAAAGUCGUCGUCGGAGCAAGUCUCGAUCACGCACUCGCUCACCGCGUCGUCGCCAUCGCUCAAGAUCUAGGAGAAAUCAUAGCAGCUCACGCGAUCGUGGACAUAAAAGUCUGAGCAUUUCAAAUAAAGAUGCUCAGUUGCCUGCACAAUUUAUUACCAUACCAGUAGCAUUACCAGCAGGAAGCCCGUUUCCUUACACCGGCUUUCACCAGCUUCCUCCGCCAGCGCCAUAUCCUCCUUAUUCGGUAAUGCCCAUGAUGCAUCAACGGCAACUUAGACCGAUGCCAAGAAGAACGUUUUUUUUGCCACCAGUUCCUUUCCUAGGCGCUAGCGGACGUCAUCGAUUUGUCACUCCAAAUGAUUGGACUAAUCAUAAAACACGGCCAAAAAAACCACAAACCUAAUUAUAAGCUAAAGACUUAUUUGAAAAAUAAAGUAUAACUUAAUUCUAAAUAAAAUUAUAUAAAAACAAGUAAGAAUGUUAUAUUCGGCUUAAGUCGAAUCUAACAUUCCCAUCACCAUUCAAAUCUUUGACGCCCCAUCCUUUUU